CAACAUUGCGGCGGAUUAUUCGCAACUUUUUACCAUUCCAGCUUGAAAGAGUGCGACGGAGAGACAUGAAAUUUGUUUUUAAUUUUCUACUACCGUCAAUGCUCAUUAAUUAAUUAAUUAAUUAAUAGAAAAUCAACAAAAAAAUGGUGUGAUUCAAUUGGAAAUGAAAUAAAGUUCCUAUGAACUAUAAGUGCGUGUAAAAAGAAAUUAUUUUCUAAAAGUGAUAAAGAAAAGAAAAAAAUGAUAAAACGAAAAUUUUUGAAGGGUUCCCCCUCUUUGACUAUACCCUGUAAAAAAAUGGAGACCAAAAGUUUUUGCCAUUCGAGAAUAAUAGGAUGUUGGAAGGUGGCGGUGCAGUUUGGUUCCUAGUUGAGCUGCAUGUUUUUGUAAAAUUCUUGUACUAACUUUGCACUCAUUUGAACUUCACCGCAUUGCCGAGUCCUGCACUAUAAUCCAUGACACAUUUAACACAUGGCCCGUCUGGAGAUUCCAAGCAUUGUGGUGCAUAAGGGCAGUAGGUCGCAGAGUCGACCGGAGAGUCCGACGGUGGUGGUGUGCGGAGGAGGAAUGCCAUCGUUGUCAUCCUCGAAGCAGAGCCUCGUCGUCGGUGCCUCCACGUCCUUUUCGAACACAGAUUCGGAUAUGAUAGACGGAAAUGCAAAUCCUCCGAAUGAAACCACAACUUCGAAUCCUCAACAUCGUUCGACUCCUCCGGAUAAAGAUACCGACAAGAACUAUCGCAAUCGAUCUAACACAAAAGUGAAGCUGCUAGUCAGAAGUCAUGCGAUGAGGGAGUCAACGUCACCACCCCGAGAGCCUCACAACGGCUCCUCGCCGAACAGUUUGUCACCAAAUUCCAAUCCCAAUUCCAAGCAACUCAACAAUAACGAGCCAAUGUUUAACAGCAAUUUCUCACAGAAUCAGAAUCCGAAGCAAAUGCGAAACUCAGCCACUUCCCCAACUUGUCGCACUCCAUCACGAAAUGGUCCUUCUAGUCCCUCACAAGUCCACUCCCCAAAAAAUAACGGCGUAUCCUCAACGAACGGCAAGGAAAAUCAGAAUCAUCGAUCAAAAUCGAAUAAUUCAAAUUCCAAGUGUAAUAACUGCGUGAAAAACAAUCAAAACGAUAGACCUGGUCUACUGCAAACGCCGAUCUCGCCUUCGAAAUCAAAUCAGAGCGCACAACAUACGCAAAAAAGUGGCAACCAGUCGCAAAAUAAUCAGCACAAAUCGGAGCAACGAAGGCCCAAUACGCUCAAUGUUUGCAAUAAUCAAUGCUCGGCACAAUGUGGAAAUACCCUUUCGGUUAGUAGACCAGGUUCAAGGCACAAACUUAGGCAUCAAAAUUCAUCGUCACAGGGGAGCUACGAGAGCGCAUCGCCAUCUCUUUCUCGAGACAGCAGUACGGAAUUGUAUACAGACAGUACGGGUAUAGACUUGGAACAGUUUAUCGCCGAGACGAUAAAUCGUAAUCAAAAGGAUCGCACAGUAUUGUUGAAAAUCGAGAAGGAUCUCAUUGAAUUUAUAAAAGAUCGACAGAAGGUGUGCCACAAAUUUCCGAAUAUGUCCUCCUAUAAUCGAAUGUUGGUGCAUCGAGUUGCAGCUUACUUUGGAAUGGAGCACAAUGUGGACCAAUCGGGACUAUGCGUUAUAGUGACUCGAACGAAAAACAUGCGAAUUCCCGACACUCGUUUCAAGCAACAUAUUCGUGACGAUUUGAUAUUAUCCGAGGAGCCAAGGCGAAGUAUUCUCAAGAGGGAUUCGAGCUCAUUUGAGGACAGUUUCAAUUUUAAGUCGCCGGAUCGACUUUCAGGAGAGUACUGCCGUAGGAGCAAGAGUUUCGAGGAGAGGGAGGAAGAGUACGAAAGAGCGAGGCAGAGGAUCUUCAAAGACAGCAGUGGCGAGAGCAGCGAAGUCACUUCCUGGCCAUAUUGGUCGUCGUCCGAGAGUUCCGACGCAUCGGCACGUUAUCGUCUUCUUCAUCCUUCUGAUAACAUUAUGAGACAACCAAGACUUGCGAAGGGCGAAUCUUGCGACGGACGGGAAACUCUACGGAAUGGAGUUCCUAGACCAUCGGUCUCGAAGUCCUACAGUUUCGGGGGCUACACGGGAGGGAUGCUCUCGAGAGGCGACAGCGUUAUGUCCACACACAGCGCGGGUCCUCGACUUACGAAGCAGGAUUCGAGUGCAAGUAUGUGCUCACGACUCAGUCCAUCGAGUAGUGGGUACAAAUCGCAAAGUCAACGGAGCGAUACGACAAUUUCUCCAUCGCCCUCGCCGUCACCUAUUCCUCCCCUGGGUUGCAAUCACAACCAAAUCUCUAGUCAAGAUUCCGUUUCGCCGGAGCCAAAUAGUCAGACUGUUGUCUGGGCCGUCUCGAGUAUUUCGAGCGUCCCACCUGGAAGUGUAAUAAUCGAUCCGCAGACCAAUGAACCCUACACCAAUCCAGACGGUUCACUCUAUCGCUUUGAUCCCAAGAAUCUACCGAAAUUCUUCCCCGAGGAAUGCGAGCCGGUCACCAAAAAGCCUGAGCAGCCAACGGAGCCUAGGAACUCUAAGGAGUACUCCAAGGAGAAGAGACGAUCUCACAAGAAUAACGGCGGUAAUUCGUCUUCGAAUCAGACACAAGUGAUGAAUUCGGCGACUUCGCCGAGUUUGCCAGUGACUCCGCCGCCAGCGCCACCGCCCUUGCCGCAGCAACAUUGCAGCUCAGCCUCCUCGCAAUCUCUAGUCAAAACCUCAACAGUACAAUCGUGCGGGCACAACCAGUUUGUCCACCCCUACGUGACGUAUUUGCCUACCUCAGAGCCGAACAGUCAGAACAUCUAUCAACCCUCCACGGCGCAACCGACUGUGAUGAUGCCUCCGCAUCAGGGUCAGCCUGCGGUGCAAAACAGUGGACAGGGCGACGUUAUUUUUAAUCAGAAUCCACUCUAUGCCAAUUACGCUGUACCUGUUCAACAAGGACCUCUUCCCCAACCUGACGCGUCCGAUUUAUCCGGUUACUUCAUGGGAAUGAACAUCUACGACCAAAGAGGUGGAGGCGAUAAUCAAACAACACCUCCCCAUCCUUAUCCACCAACUCCUCCGUCUUCAAAUCCAACUCUGCAGAAUGUUCAGACAGUUCAACCUAAUUUCUGGCAAGCACCUAACAACAUGCCGCCACAGCAGACAAUGUAUUUCGUGCCCCCACCAGGAGCGAUGGUUAAUCAAAAUUCCGGAGAAAGACAACAGCAGCGAUUUCCGACGAGCUAUGCAUUCAAUUUACAGACAAUGACCCCACCAAGUCAAUCAAACGCGAAUUUUGUCGGUAAUUAUUCGGGGGUGCCGUACAAUUCAAUGCCGGCUGUUACUCCAACUCCUGGAGAGUUUUCGUGUCAACCUCCGGUGCACAUGGUUCCCGCUUAUUAUCCACAGCCGCAACCUGGAAUACAACCGCCGCCAGUUAUGUACCGAGUUCCCACUCCUCCCAAUACACCAACAUCCACUCAGAUGCCGGGCAUGCCAUUAAUGUACGUGAACUCGGGAAGUUACGCACCGCCUGGGACAAUGGUUUCCGCAGGAACAUUUGGACAUCAAGUCGCUCCUAAUGGUGCUUCGCCUGCUCCUCCCGGGGCCUACAUGGCUCCCGCUCUCGUUCCUAAUAUUGUCUUUAGGCAAAAUGUACCUCUUGUAACUGGAGUUCGAGCCUCGACGCCCGGGAGUUCACAAAGAGCGAGCAGAUCGCCAACUCCUGCACAUGAAGUGUUUGGAGGUGGAGACAGAAAUACACAACCUCAGCCACGUUACCCACUGCCAGUUUAUCAGGGUAUUCACAUCGUGCAAGGGGAUAUGCGGCUAAUGCAUCCUGCAGUUCAAGGGAAUCCACGAUUACAAUACGCGCCAGUCCCAUCACCACCUGUUAUUCAAGGCUGCCCACGUCCUUAUCGGCCAUCUUCUUAUUCCUCAAACGUUUCCGGUGCUGGAACACCAAAUUCGUUUGAUGGCAGAAAUCCAAAGAUUCGUAAACAGAGGUCCAAAAUUACAACCCUGCCACCAACAGGUGCUCGACCCAAUGUUUAUCAAAACUCUUCAGCGCCACCGCUCUCUUGUAAUGCACCUAAAGAUAUCAGAGAAGGAACCAUAAAGGUGACAAUCACCCGUCAAAAUCCGUUGAUACAACAUUAAUUCCAAUGAGAGAAGAUGAAAAUAAAAAAAAACAAAAGCAGAAGAGGAACAGGUACAAAAAAGCGGCUAUUAAAAAAAAACAAAAGAGAAACGAAAAAGUAAAAAUUGAAGUUAUUAGAGAAAGAAUGAAAUUAAAAUGCGAAUUAUCGGUAAGAAGCGAAAAAGAGAAAUGAUAAACUAUUAAUGAUAUUAUUUCGUUUAAAAAAGAAAAAAAAGAGUUAAGUGAUUCUACUAGUGCGAUUUUUCGAGGUGGAGGAGAGGGGGGAAAAAGAAAAAAAAAUGACCAGAGAAAAGUUUUCGAGUUUUUACUGGUAGAAAGUAAGGACUGCGCGAAGAGAGUCACUCACAGAAUUUUAUCUACUAUUACAGUGAUUAUUAUAAAUAUAAAAGAAAAACAAGAAAAAAAAUUGAAUAUAUAUUUAUUUAUUUAUUAUUAACAUAUAAUAAAUAUAUAAGUAUAUAAAUAUAUAUACAUACACGCAUUAAACGUGAAGAUAUUUUAACCGCGGUUUUACAGAUCUUAUAAAGAAUGUGAAUUAUAUAUUUAAGGCAUUAAGCUGAAAAUAUAAAAAAGUAAAAAAAGGG
Leptopilina heterotoma is the source of this 4752-nucleotide messenger RNA. RefSeq names its product R3H domain-containing protein 1. NCBI's taxonomy places the organism in Eukaryota, Metazoa, Arthropoda, Insecta, Hymenoptera, Figitidae. The record is from RefSeq and is a predicted model, not a curated record. Gene Ontology annotation, molecular function: nucleic acid binding. The transcript is spliced from 17 exons. The coding region runs from base 472 to 4167 and encodes 1231 amino acids.